AUGCUACAGCCUCCUGGAAUGAUUGAUAAAGACAAACCAAAUCAUGUCUGGAAACUUAAAAAGGCUGUGUAUGGAUUGAAACAAGCUCCAAGAGCUUGGUACCAAGCCCUCAAAGACUUUCUGAUCAGCAUUGGAUUUAAAAAUUCACUUGCGGAUGCUUCUCUGUUCAUUCUACAAACAGGUUCUUCAUUCAUCUACAUCUUAAUUUAUGUUGAUGACAUUGUCAUCACAGGUUCUCACGCUCAAGAACUUCGGAAAGUCACCACUAAACUUGCUGGUAAAUUUUCGUUGAAAGAACUUGGUGAACUGUCUUACUUUCUUGGUAUGGAAGCUACAAGAACGGAAAAAGGACUUCAUCUCACUCAGACUAAAUACAUCACGGAUCUUCUCAGGAGAGCAAAAAUGGCUGAUGCAAAACCUGUUGCCACGCCAAUGUCUUCAACUCAAGUGCUAACCUUGAACUCUGGUGAUCUCUUGUCUGAUCCAUCUGAAUACAGAGUCAUUGUUGGUAGUCUUCAAUACUUAGGUCUCACGAGGCCUGAUAUUGCAUUUCCUGUAAACCGCCUUUCUCAGUUCAUGCAUCAACCAACAUCUACACACUGGGAGGCAGCUAAAAGAGUGCUUCGGUAUCUUGCUGGCACUGCUGACAAGGGAAUCUUCUUCUCAGCUAACACACCAUUCAAUCUUCAUGCAUACUCUGACGCUGACUGGGCUGGAGAUCAUGAUGACUACAACUCGACUGGUGCAUACAUUGUGUACCUUGGGAGACAACCGAUCUCGUGGUCAGCUAAGAAACAGGGUGGUGUGGCCAGAUCUUCUACAGAGGCUGAGUAUCGUGCUCUAACUGAAGCUGCGGCAGAACUAAUGUGGGUUCAAUCUGUUAUGUCUGAACUAGGAAUCAAGUCCACUGACACUCCAGUUCUGUACUGUGAUAACAUUGGAGCAACAUAUUUAUCAGCAAAUCCAGUUUUUCAUUCAAGAAUGAAGCACCUUGCGCUGGACUAUCACUUUGUUCGCCAACAAGUACAAGCUAAGAAACUUCGGGUAACUCACAUAAGCUCUGUGGAUCAGCUUGCUGAUGCUCUCACCAAACCAUUGGCACGCUCACGAUUCGAAACACUAACAUCCAAGAUUGAACUUUGCAAGCGACGUCCAUCUUGA
This is a messenger RNA of Brassica oleracea var. oleracea, 1161 nucleotides long. RefSeq lists its product as uncharacterized. Lineage: Eukaryota; Viridiplantae; Streptophyta; Magnoliopsida; Brassicales; Brassicaceae. The transcript has a single exon. The record is from RefSeq and is a predicted model, not a curated record. Bases 1 to 1161 code for a protein of 386 amino acids.